GUCACUUUAAUUCGAAAAAACCCUAAUUCUCUCUCACUUCGUCUCCCCCCAAAAAAAAGUUGCUAUGGACGGUGGUGAUCUCCCUUCCGGCUCCGGUUCAGAUAUUAAGAAGAAACAAAAGCUGGACGAUUCUGUUGAUGAUGAGGAUGAUUCUUCUUCUCCAAUGGAGGUAGAGAGACGUCGUUAUAGAUCUAUGGCCAAAGUUGCUAUCGGUUAUGGGGUUAACCCUUCCGUUCAGAACUCGUUCAUUGCUGAGUCGAUCCAUAGCGUCUGCCCGGAGUUCUCUCUCGACACAUCUAAACUCAAGAGUGCGGUUCUGGAGAUGCAUGAAGAAGGUAAAGAGAAGGUUAAGAAAAUGCUGAAGGAACGAGAAGGGAGUCUAACACUCUGUUAUGAAUGGUUUGUACUUGGGGAUUGGACAAGUGAUGCCAUUGAUGGACCUAUUUUGAACGAAGAUUUCAUCGGUAUCAGCGCCUAUUUCGCUGAUGAGAACUGGAAGAUGAAUAAAUGGGUAUUGUGGUACCAUCCUCGUGCGUCUCUGCGUGUUAAGGACAUUUAUGUUGAUUCUAUUAAGAAUGUUAUCUUGGAUUAUGGGAUUGAGAGCAAGGUCUCGACUCUUCUUAUGCCUAACUAUAGUGAUCUUGGUGUUAAAGCGUUUGAUGAUUUUAGAAGAUGGAUUGAAGAGAGUGGGAAGAGUGAGAUCCAUCCUCGAGUUUUCCUCAUCUAUUGCUGUUCUGACAUUUUCCGGUUAAUGGUUGAUGAUGUUUUCAAGGACAUUAGCAUAUGGUUUAUGGAUCGUGUUCGGAUGAUGUUUCGUUGGGGAAGAUUGGCACCGAAGAAUUGGGAUGUGACGUUGUGUAAUCUGCAAAAAGCUGUGUAUCUUUUCGAAGAGGAUGAGGAUUACGAGGAUUGGGAACAACCAACUGAUGAGGAAUGGAUAACGAUUAAAACUUUUUGCAAACUCGCGGGUUGCAUUUACAAAGUUGCCAAGGAGCUUUUUGAUGGAGAGUAUCCAACGUCUAAUGUCUACUUCCACCUUCUUGCGGAGCUGAAGUUUAUGCUAAAGGAAGAGCUUAAGAACGGUGAUAGUGAUUACUUCCUCAGCAAAGCAAAGGUGAUAUUGGAGAGGUUUGUUAAGUACUGGAAUGAUAUGUUCCUGGUUUUGGCAACUGCUUCUGUUUUAGACCCUCGUUUCAAGACGAAGUAUCUUGAGUUUUACUGCUCUAAGAAGGAAGUCAAUGAGGAAGGCUCGAAAGCUGAAACUGUUUUGGACUAUAUACGCAAUCUAUAUGCAGCUGGUGAUAUUAGUCCACUACCAGAAUGUCCGGAUGCUUCAGUGAAGCCAAAAUCCUUGAGUUUGUUGCAGUUUCUCUUUGGCGUAGAAGCAGAAGGAGACGAAGAAGAAGAAGAGGAUGAAAAAGAGGAGGAGAAGAAGCCUAAUGGAUACAAGGACUUUGUUUUGUUUCAAGAAUUUCUCAAGUUUGAAGGAUCUUCAAGGGAGUUUCAAGAAUCAGAACUUGAUUCUUAUCUCAAAGAACCAAUAAUGGAGUGGAAAAAAGAGUUCAAUGCACUAGACUGGUGGAGAGAAAAGAACUCAAAGUACCCGAUCCUCUCAAGAGUAGCUCGUGACAUCCUCUCCAUUCCAAUCUCUCGUGGCACAUCGCACCGUGCUUAUGUUGCUGACAAGAGAGAGUGUCCUGAGUUUAUUGUCUCCAUGGAGGAUAAACUUGUGAACGCCAUGAUGUGCAGCGAGAGCUGGCCACGAUUUUGAUGUGGCCAAUAUUGGCUAUGUUAAUUUCGUGGAAUGGCUCCUCGCAUGUGACUUCUCACUCAGUCAGUCCUUUUGUUUCAAAGACAAUUUUUCCUCGCAUGUGACUUCUCUCUCUGUCCUUUUGUUUCAAAGACUAUUGUGAAAGAUUGAUUAGAUUUGAACUUAAUGUUGGGUUUGGUGUUUUUGUCUUAUUGGAUUUGAUGACUUCUAAGCUCUAAUCAAAAUCUCAUGUUUAAUC
Messenger RNA from Camelina sativa (false flax), 2009 nucleotides. Its product is annotated as zinc finger BED domain-containing protein RICESLEEPER 2-like. The record is from RefSeq and is a predicted model, not a curated record. Gene Ontology annotation, molecular function: DNA binding; protein dimerization activity. Lineage: Eukaryota; Viridiplantae; Streptophyta; Magnoliopsida; Brassicales; Brassicaceae.